Messenger RNA from Poeciliopsis prolifica (blackstripe livebearer), 2384 nucleotides. It is a transcript of the gene ccne2, whose product is annotated as cyclin E2. The transcript has 12 exons. Gene Ontology annotation, molecular function: cyclin-dependent protein serine/threonine kinase regulator activity. Lineage: Eukaryota; Metazoa; Chordata; Actinopteri; Cyprinodontiformes; Poeciliidae. Gene Ontology annotation, biological process: regulation of cyclin-dependent protein serine/threonine kinase activity; G1/S transition of mitotic cell cycle. The record is from RefSeq and is a predicted model, not a curated record. The coding region runs from base 499 to 1683 and encodes 394 amino acids. Gene Ontology annotation, cellular component: cytoplasm; centrosome; nucleus.
CAGGCGGGACCUGCGAGCGGAAGCAAUUUCUACAUCACCUAAAAAAUCUAAUAUAACUCCGUCAAAUUCAAGAACUGCUGACUCAUUCCUACGUGUAUCCCUUCAUAAAGGAUUUCUGCGUCGUUAAAAUUCAACCGCGACAAACGGAAAGUGCGGUUUACCUCUUAAAAACGUUGCUUCGUUUCGGUGACCGUUAGAAACCAACGAAGGCACGGAAAAAACACGACGAAACGGUCGCUAAGCUUCAUUCUGGGAUCGUUUUUAGUCGUUAUACAGCAAAAUUAAGCAAGAGCAACCGAUUUUACCCGCUCGGUGCUGCCCGUUUGCAAAAAAUCACAGUUCAGAUUUGAACAUUUAGCGCGUUUGUAUUAACCGGGAACGGGCAUGCGCACUGGCGCCGACAGGCAGACGCGGAUAUAAGGAUUGGCGCCGGCGCCACAGCUGAUGCAUUCAUUCAUUCUUCGCUGAGGAGGAGAGCCAUAAGAAUAAAUCAGCACCAUGUCUAGACGCAGUGGUCGCCUCACACUUCAAGCCAGGGACUCAAAUGCAGCUGAACCCGCAGUCCGAGAACCACUAAAGAAAAGAAAGUCUGAGCCAAAAAAGAAGCUUCAACCUGCAGCCAAGAAACAGAACUAUGAAAUUCAGACGUGUUGGUCGGAGGAUGGUGCCAGUCCGUGCAUCCUCAUUGAAACUCCCCACAAGGAGCUGGAACCGUCAGACCCAUCCAGCUUCAAGCAAUACCAGUUCAAGAACCUUUUCAUCAAGGCCUCCCCCAUCCCCUGCCUCAGCUGGGCGAGUUCAGACGACGUUUGGAUUAAAAUGCUCAACAAGGAGCUGAAGUACGUUCAUGAUAAGAGCUACUUGCAGCGGCAUCCUAAUCUGCAGCCCAAGAUGAGGGCGAUCCUGUUGGACUGGCUGCUGGAGGUGAGUGAGGUGUACAACCUCCACAGACAGACAGCAUACCUGGCCCAGGACUACUUUGACCGCUUCAUGCUGACUCAGGAGGACGUCGAUAAAGAUUACCUGCAGCUCAUUGGCAUUACAGCCCUCUUCAUCGCCUCCAAGACAGAAGAAAUUUAUCCUCCUAAAAUCUACGAGUUUGCAUACGUCACAGAUGGAGCGUGUAACAUGUGGGACAUCCAGCGCACAGAGCUUCGUAUAUUAAAGGCGUUGGACUGGAACUUGUGUCCAGAAACUCCCAUCUCGUGGCUCAAGCUGUAUGUGCAGGUGGAAGCCCAGAAGGAUGGAGAGAACUUCCUGGAGUCGCAGUUUUCUCAGGAGACGUACAUUCAGAUCACACAGCUGUUAGAUUUGUGCAUGAUGGACAUCAAUUCGUUGGACUACAGCUACAGCGUUCUUGCUGCCGCCGCCUUCUGUCACUUCUCUACGUUUGACGUUGUUCAUAAAGUCUCAGGCCUGACCUGGGAGAGCGUGUUUCCCUGUUAUCAGUGGAUGAGUCCCUUCAUGGUCACGCUGCGCUCUGAAGCCAAACCGGAGCUGAAAACCUUCCCCAAAGUCAAAACCGACGACAGACACAACAUCCAGACGCAUGUGGCUUAUCUGGACCUGCUGAGAAAAGCACAGGAGUGUCAAAUCGACAACCCUGACUGUCAACUGUCACCUGUUGCCAUGGACAAGUUUCUGACCCCGCCCAGCAGCACAGAAAAGUCGACCAAUCCCUGAGUUGGACCCAUCAGCAGGACCCACUACCUCUCUUCAGGACAACUUGACGCCACAGUUGAGUCGUCACAGCGACACAUAAUGUGGAGAACAAAAGUUUUUAUGUUUGGUUGUUUUAACACUAAGCUCUGACUUCUGGCAGCCAAAACGGAUCAGACAGGAAACUGAUCCGUUUCUUGAUCAGUUUCAGACUGAUGAUUUAAUCAGUCUGGUGAUUAACCAAUCAGCAGACUGAUCGGUCUUCAGUCUGGAGAUUGAUGAUUUAAUCUCCAGUUGGGUGAUAACAGUUUUCACCCAGCUGGUUAACAUGUGAGCCGUCACCUGGGAGUUUCACUGGUGCUGAUCUUAAACUUGAAGCUUUGAUGCUUUCUGAGGGUGCUUCAGUUGAUUCUCAGGAAAUGAGAAAAACCUGCUUUUGUUCUUACUUACGACAGUCAUUCCAAUUUAAAUAGGUACAAUUAGACAUGUGACACGUUUUUUUUUUCUUUCCAUGUCUGAAAGUAAAUCUGUCCUUAUGGAGGAUUGUCACCUUUAGAACAAACAGCUUGAUUUUUGGUGUCAGAAGUAUUUCAUAGAGACCAGAAUUAUAGGAAUUAUUUUUUUUUCCUAUUUAGGUGUUUAAUGCACCAGGCCUGCUUGUGGCAAAUUUUUUUUUUUUUUUUUUUUUUUUUUUUUUUUUUGUGUUGCAAUCUGGUUGCAACAUU